Phanerochaete carnosa HHB-10118-sp is the source of this 640-nucleotide messenger RNA. RefSeq lists its product as uncharacterized. The record is from RefSeq and is a predicted model, not a curated record. NCBI's taxonomy places the organism in Eukaryota, Fungi, Basidiomycota, Agaricomycetes, Polyporales, Phanerochaetaceae. The transcript has 5 exons. Bases 51 to 521 code for a protein of 156 amino acids. Gene Ontology annotation, biological process: mitochondrial electron transport, NADH to ubiquinone.
CCGAGUCGUGACGACCACUUCAGCGUUGUGCUCGCCCUGUCUACCGCAAGAUGAGCACCGUGUACCACAAGCCCGACACGGCUGAUCAGCCGUACCGCGACCCGACACCUCUCCCCACCGACUUGCCUAAAGUCGCCGAACUCGGAACGACCAGCGCACCGCUUAAGAGCGCCGCGUUCUUCAUCGGGGCGUACUGCAAAGACUACAACGAUGACUUUAUGCUCUGCAAGGCAGAGAACCGCGACCCGGCACACUGCCUGAAGGAGGGUCGCCGCGUCACAAGAUGCGCACAGGACUUAAUUUCGAAGAUGCGCGAGAACUGCCUAGAGCAGUUCAAGGCGCAUUGGAACUGCUUGGAGCACAAUAAUCAGGAGUACCACUACUGUCGGAAACCUGAGCGCACCCUCAACAAGUGCAUGUUCGAGAAGCUUGGUCUGGUGAAGACUAUCCCUGGAAUUCCAGAGGGCAAGACACCUAUCCAUGAUGUCAAGGACCCAAUAUACGGUCAUGUGCAAAAGUAGACGAUAUAAUACAUUUAUUCUCCAUGCCCUGAAGUACGCAUUUACGGAGCCCAUUUAGUCAUACCAUCUGUCUGUGGUUUGCUAUCAUACCGCUCAAUCGUGUUUGAUGCUGAAGGUCC